UCAUCAACAAAACUGAUUGAAUGUUCAACCAACUCUUUUUCUCCAGAGUCUGUGCGGCUUGUGGAUGGAGCUGGUCUCUGCUCUGGGAGAGUGGAGGUGAAGUCCAAUCAGUCCUGGGCCUCAGUGUGUGAAGCUGACUUUGACCGGCAGGAUGCAGAGGUAGUCUGUAGGGAUGUUGGCUGUGGGGCUCCUGCAGCUCUACAGGGGGGGCUCUAUGGAGGAGGUGAGGGUCAGACCUGGGAUAAAGAGUUCCAGUGUAAAGGCAAUGAGUCCCUUCUCCUGGACUGUGACACCUCAGACAGAAAACACAACACCUGCCUACCUGGUAAUGCUGUUGGACUCACCUGCUCAGAGCCUGAUGAUGUGAGGCUGGUGGGAGGAGGCAGUCGCUGUGCUGGUGGAGUGGAGCGGUACGACCAGGGAGAGUGGAGGAUUGUGGGAGCUGACUGGAACCAGGAGGAUGUAGCUGCAGUAGUGUGUAGACAGAUGGGUUGUGGCUCCACUGUUUCAGUACCACCUGGAAACACCACUAGAGGGAAUGGAGUUUACUGUUCUGGGUCUGAGUCUUCACUGAGGGAGUGUUCCAGAAUGUAUGGUCUCUCUCCUGGACUCACAGUGAUCUGCUCAGAUCUCCUGGUCCAGCCUGAUAUCUCCCUGACUGAAUCAAUGGGAGGGGUCUCCAGGGGCCACCAGGGGCCCGAGGUGUUCAGGGGCUACAGCUUCACCAUCACCUGCUCCACUCAGCCACAGUACCCAGGAGGCUCCUUCCUCCUCACGUUCACCGGCUCCAACAGAACCCAGACCCAGCCAGCUGUCAAUCACUCUGCUGCCUUCCUCUUCCCUGCUGCAGAUGACUCCCACCAAUGUCUCCCGAGACCACCAGGAGGUAGAGGAGAGAACAGUGUGAGCAGCACGGAUCUUUAUGUCAACGCCAUGGAGAUGGUCUCUCUGAGCUCCAGAUCUGAAGCUGGACCGGGAGAGGAGAGAGCAGCCCAGGGGACGGAAUCUGCCACCUCCAGCAGUUCAGCUGCAGUCACAGUAGUCCUCUGCUGUGGUAUUUCAUUUACCGGCUGCACCAGUUCCUACAACACUGGCCGUGAAGGGAGACACUUUGAGGAGACCCAGAUGGAUACAGAUCUGCCUGACAGCCUCACCCAGAAGACACUGGGCCUAUCAAGACUGACAAAGCAGAGGUGGGUGGCUGACAGCCUCACCCAGAAGACACUGGGCCUAUCCAGACUGACCAAGCAGAGAUGGGUGGCUGACAGCCUCACCCAGAAGACACUGGGCCUAUUCAGACUGACCAAGCAGAGAUGGGUGGCUGACAGCCUCACCCAGAAGACACUGGGCCUAUCCAGACUGACCAAGCAGAGAUGGGUGGCUGACAGCCUGACCCAGAAGACACUGGGCCUAUCCAGACUGACCAAGCAGAGAUGGGUGGCUGACAGCCUCACCCAGAAGACACUGGGCCUAUCCAGACUGACCAAGCAGAGAUGGGUGGCUGACAGCCUCACCCAGAAGACACUGGAAUCUGUCUCAGCAGAAUGUAAAUCUGCCCUUGUUUCAGAAAAAAACAGACGCUGUCUCUGUCUCGCUGUCACUCUCAGUCCCUUUUCUCACCUCUUCUCACAGACGCUGUCUCUCUCUGUCUCGCUGUCACCCUCGGUCCCUUUUCUCACCUCUUCUCACAGACGCUGUCUCUCUCUGUCUCGCUGUCACCCUCGGUCCCUUUUCUCACCUCUUCUCACAGACGCUGUCUCUCUCUGUCUCGCUGUCACCCUCGGUCCCUUUUCUCACCUCUUCUCACAGACGCUGUCUCUCUCUGUCUCGCUGUCACCCUCAAUCCCUUUUCUCACCUGUUCUCACAGACGCGGGGCUGCGGGUUUUGCAGGGCGCUACACAGAGAGAGGCCUCCAUAUUCAGCUAUACAAUCUCCAGGCUCAAAGCGUCAGUCCACCAGCUGAAUACUCAGUCAGACUGGUGAAUGGGACCACUUCCUGUUCUGGGACAGUGGAAGUCUUCUCCAGAGGAGAGUGGUCAGGUCUAUGUUCUAGUUGGUGGAGCAUGAUGAGAGAGACUAAGGUUUUUUGUAGAGAGCUGGACUGUGGGAAUCCUGUAGCUGAAUCUGGAGGAGCUCUGAUUGAAGAUGGAAGAAGAGGAGUCACACUAUAUGGUAGUUGCAAUGGAAAUGAGUCUUCUAUUGAACAGUGUGUCAUCAUCAUCAUCGUAGGAGGACGUGGUGUCUGUAUUGGUGAAUAUUAUCAUCAUGUGACCUGUUCAGAGUCUGUGCGUCUUGUGGAUGGAGCUGGUCUCUGCUCUGGGAGAGUGGAGGUGAAGUCCAAUCAGUCCUGGGCCUCAGUGUGUGAAGCUGACUUUGACUGGCAGGAUGCAGAGGUAGUCUGUGGGGAGCUUGGCUGUGGGGCUCCUGCAGCUCUACAGGGGGGGCUCUAUGGAGGAGGUGAGGGUCAGACCUGGGAUAAAGAGUUCCAGUGUAAAGGCAAUGAGUCCCUUCUCCUGGACUGUGACACCUCAGACAGAAAACGCAACACCUGCCUCCCUGGUAAUGCUGUUGGACUCACCUGCUCAGAGCCUGAUGAUGUGAGGCUGGUGGGAGGAGGCAGUCGCUGUGCUGGUGGAGUGGAGUGGUACGACCAGGGAGAGUGGAGGAUUGUGGGAGCUUCAGACUGGAACCAGUGGAAUGUAGCUGCAGUAGUGUGUAGACAGCUGGGUUGUGGCUCCACUGUUUCAGUACCACCUGGAAACACCACUAGAGGGAAUGCCGUUUACUGUUAUGGGUCUGAGUCUUCACUGAGGGAGUGUGUGAGAAUGUAUUAUCCCCGUCCUGGACUCACAGUGAUCUGCUCAGCCUCUCCUCUGCCAGCCUUCAUCAUCAGACACGUUGUAGUGCUGCUGCUCCUACUGACAGCCAUCACCACCUCCUACCUGUACUACAAGCCCACCAGGAGGCAGAAGAGAGUGAACAGGGUGAGCAGCAUGGAUCUUGAUGUCAAUGCCAUGGAGAUGGUCUCUCUGAGCUCCAGAGCUGAAGCUGGACCGGGAGAGGAGAGAGCAGCCCAGGGGACGGAGUAGGAGUAGAAUGAAGCUGAUCCUACAUGCUGAUCUUAGGUCAGUUUUGUGUUUUAAAUCGAUGGUCAACAGUGGACUGGUGUUUAAAAUGUGGUGACAAACCUGAAGUGGUUCUAAUUUUAAUAACAAGUUCAGAAUUAGUUUAUCUUUCUAGAACCUUGGAAGAAAUCUAAAAGGAGUGACUGCAACCACCAUUAUUCCUUUUAGUUUGGUUUUUACCACCAGGGUAACAUGGGGUUCUGGGUAACAUGGGGUUUUGGGUAACAUGGGGUUUUGGGUAACAUGGGGUUUUGGGUAACAUGGGGUUUUGGGUAACAUGGGGUUUUGGGUAACAUGGGGUUUUGGGUAACAUGGAUUUUGGGUAACUUGGAUUUUGGGUAACUUGGAUUUUGGGUAACUUGGAUUUUGGGUAACUUGGAUUUUGGGUAACUUGGAUUUUGGGUAACUUGGAUUUUGGGUAACUUGGAUUUUGGGUAACUUGGAAUUUGGGUAACUUGGGGUUUUGG
Messenger RNA from Salvelinus fontinalis (brook trout), 3593 nucleotides. RefSeq lists its product as uncharacterized. The annotation marks the transcript as partial. The transcript has 13 exons. Gene Ontology annotation, cellular component: membrane. NCBI's taxonomy places the organism in Eukaryota, Metazoa, Chordata, Actinopteri, Salmoniformes, Salmonidae. The record is from RefSeq and is a predicted model, not a curated record.